Aureococcus anophagefferens is the source of this 1506-nucleotide messenger RNA. RefSeq lists its product as hypothetical. Bases 1 to 1506 code for a protein of 501 amino acids. The record is from RefSeq and is a predicted model, not a curated record. Lineage: Eukaryota; Pelagophyceae; Pelagomonadales; Pelagomonadaceae. The transcript has a single exon.
AUGUCGGGCAGCUACGAGCGCCUCGGGGGGGGCUGGUCGACGCGGGAGCGCGUGGUCGCCUGCGUCGGCGUCGUCGCGACGGCGGCGCUCGGCGGCCUCGCGCUGCUGCGGCUGCCCGGCGGCGCCGGCGCGCCGGCGCCGGCCCUCGUCGCGUCGACGGCGGCCAUCGACGCGUCGCCGACGAAGGCGAGCCUCCAGUUCCAGCUCUACAAGAUCGCGCUGAGCGUGCGCGAGGGCGAGGCCCACGCCGUGCACGACCUCGUCAACGACACCUUCGCGCACGUCGAUCCGAAUUUCGACCUCGGCUGCGACGGCGUGAAGAUCAACGGCUACCUCAUGUCCUACGGGCCCCAGGUCCACUGGGUCGAGGCGUCCAUACUGUCCAACGACCCCCAGCCCAUCAAGUACUGGCAGGACUACUUCGAGGAGCUCAACGGCGACCUGUCCUCAUGGAACGCGUUCAUGCACAACAAGGUGAGCAUGUUCACGUCGAACGUGACCGCGCCGUACCUGCGCAUGGUCGAGAACAAGAUCCCCCUCAUGCUGCGGACGUCCGACGGCUACAGCGGCAAGGCGAGCCCGACGGGCGAGCUCGCCCACGUCCUCUUCCAGGUCGCGGGCCGCAUGUACGAGAUCGCGGGCCCCGUGACCGCGGAGGUCCGGUCCGCGCUGGGCACGGACGACUGGGCGCCCUGGAGCGACUUCGAGUGCCCGACGGCCCACAUGCUCGACUCGAACCUCGACGAGUACGUGACGACCUACGACGGCUACGUCGCGGCGGCGAACACGGCGAUGCAGAAGUGGGCGGCGGACAAGGGCUACUACCCGCCCAUGCUCAGCGGCGUGUCCGUGUCCGCGGAGCACGGCGCGUCCGAGACGCUCGACGACGACGACCUCGUCGACGACCUCCAGUCCAUCGCGGACGUCCACAGCUACGCGGAGCUCGAGACGGACGCGUGCGCGAUCACGCGCAUCGAGACCGUGUCCGCCAAGGGCUUCCGGUCGCCCGUGCGCUACGUCGCCAACGCGUUGGCCAACGACGCCCUCGCGACGACGGACCCCGCCACCGGCGAGAAGACGGGGCUCACGGUCGAGGACUACAACAGCUACAUCUGGAAGACGCACGCGGAGAUCGCGGGGUCCUACGACAACUGGGCGGGCUGGGACCACUGGAUGGACCAGCACAUCGGCCUCAAGUACGUCGGCUCCGACUCCUGCGCCGUGUCCCACCAGCUCAACGCCAACCUGACCGCGCGCGGCGUCGCCGUCGGCCAGCGGACGACGGCCGACUACGGCGCGGAGAAGGCCAUCCACUGGUACACGGGCUACGCCGGCUCCAUGACCUGGGAGUACUGGGUCACGGGGUGCCCGUCCUACUCCACGGACUCCGAGGCCGACGUCUGCGCCUGCCACGCGUCCAACAACGACAAGAUCUUCCUCGAGGAGACGGGCGCGAACUGCACGCGCUUCGGCGAGGACAAGUGGCUCAUCCACGACCGCGCCUAG